UUUGUCUGUUGUAAUCAGAGCGGCCUCCCCGUAGCAGCUUUUCUCAAAACCUCCCUGAACCAUCAGAAAGGAAUGUUUCCUUGCUGGAAGCCAUUAGUUCUUGGUUCUUGCCCUGAGGCAGAGAAAUCUGGUUCCUCUUUCCCCCAGUUGAAAAGGGUCUCCCUCGAAGCAGCAACAGCAGAAGAAGGACUGGUGUAGAGGAAGGCAUUUCAGAAAGAACCCAGUCGGGGGGAGACCUGCCGCUACUGCCUGCUGAAGAGAGGCUCUGACAGGGAAGACGAGGAAGGUUUCUCAUCGGUGGCUACUGAAAAGUGUUUUCUAUCCCCAAGACAUGGCCCGAAGGCAGAACUGACGGUACCAGGCAGCCUUUGCUUUCAGGAUGCGGCCAGUGUGGGCCCAAAGGGGCAUGAUGUGGCUGGGAGCCCUGCUGACUCUGCUGCUCUGUUCGAGCCUUGAGAGUCAGGAAAACUCUUUCACCAUCAACACCAUCCACAUGCAGAGCCUGCCAGACUGGACGGUGCAGAAUGGGCAGAACCUGACCCUGCAGUGCAUCGUGGACAUCAGCACCACCUCGCACAUCAAGCCUCAGUACCAGGUGGUGUUCUAUAAGGACGAUGUGCUCUUGUACAACGUCUCCUCCGUGAAGAACACGGAGAACUUUCUUAUUCCUCAAGCCCGGGUCCAUGACUCGGGGACGUACAAAUGCACUGUGAUUCUGAACAACAAAAAGAAGAAGACCACUCCGGAGUACCAAUUGUGGGUGAAAGGGGUGCCACGUCCCAGGAUGACACUGGACAAGAAGGAGGCAAUAGAAGGUGGGGUCGUGACUGUCAAUUGUUCCGUCCCAGAGGAAAGGGCCCCAAUACAUUUCAAAGUUGAAAAAUUUGAACAAGAUCCAAAAAUUUUCAAGCUCAAAAAGGAGAAGACUUCUUGGGAACAGAAUUUUGUGACCUUGGAAUUCCCAAUUAGAGAACAGGACUAUGUUUUAUAUUUCACCUGUCAAGCCAGUAUUUCUCUGGGGUUCCAAAUUGAGACCUCAGAAACCACCAGGAGUGAAGAGAUGGUCACCGUGACAGCCUCCUUCUCUACUCCAAAGUUCCAAAUCAGCCCCCCUGGGGUAAUCACAGAAGGAGAUCAGCUCCACAUCCGGUGCACCAUCCAAGUGACGCACCUGGCCCAUGAGACUCCAGAAAUCCUAAUCCAGAAGGACAAGGCAAUUGUGGCCCACAGCAGACACAGCAGGGAGGCCGUCUAUUCAGUAAUGGCCACAGUAGAGGACAACGGCAACUACACAUGCAAAGUGGAGUCCAGUCGCCUGUCCAAGGUCAGCAGCAUCGUGGUCAACAUCACAGAACUGUUUCCCAAGCCAAUGCUGGAAUUUUCCUCCACCCGUGUGGACCAAGGUGAAAAGUUGGACCUGCUGUGCUCCAUCCCAGGAGCCCCGCCAGCCAACUUCACUAUCGAGAAGGAAGGCAUGAUCGUGUCACAGGGCCAGAAUUUCACCAAGAUCACUGACGGGCGAGACAGCGGGACCUACGGCUGCACCGCAGGCAUUGGCAAAGUGGUCAAGAGAAGCAAUGCCGUCCAGAUCACAGUGUGUGAAAAUAUCUCCGAGCCCAGGAUUUUUCAUGACACCAAGUCUGAGAUCAUAAAAGGACAGUCCAUAAGAGUCAGUUGCCAAUCAAUAAAUGGAACUUCACCUAUUACUUAUCACCUUUUAAAAGGAAGUGAUGUUUUAGAGAAUAUUACAAAGACCUCAAAUGAUCCUGCAGUAUUCCAGGAUAACCCAACCAAAGAUGUGGAAUACAAAUGCAUUGCAGAUAACUGUCAUUCCUACCCUGAAGUAUCCAGUGAGGUUUUGAGCAUCAAGGUGAUAGCCCCAGUGUACCAGGUCAAGCUUACUAUCCUAAGGAGUGCAGAGGUGGAGUCUGGGAAGGAAAUUGUGCUUCAGUGCUCCGUGAAUGAAGGAACUGGUCCAAUCACAUAUAAGUUUUACAAAGACAAGGAGUCCAAGCCCUUCCACCAAGCCAUCUCGAAUGAUACCCAUGUGAUUUGGCAUAAGACACAGGCUAGCAAGGAGCAGGAGGGACAGUACUACUGCAUGGCCUCCAACAAAGCGAGUGUCACCCAAAGCAGCACCCAAAGCAACAUGUUGAUGGUCAAAGUCUUUCUUGCCCCAUGGAAGAAAGGACUUAUCGCAGUUGUCAUAAUUGGAGUGAUAAUUGCCACCUUGAUAGUUGGAGCCAAAUGCUAUGUGAUGAGGAAAGCUAAAGCCAAGCAGAUGCCCGUGGAAAUGUCCAGGCCAGCAGCACCACUUCUGAAAUCCAACAAUGAAAAGGUGUCAGAGCCUAAUAUUGAAGCCAACAGUCAUUAUGGUUACAGUGAUGAAGUUGGAAACCAUGCAAUGAAACCACUAAAUGAAAGUAAAGAUUCUACAAACUCAGAUGUGGAGUACACAGAAGUGGAAGUGUCCUCAGUGGAGCCCCACCAAGUUCUAGGAACGAAGGGCACAGACACAGUGUACAGUGAGAUCCGGAAAGCCGAUCCUAAUUUUGUGGAAAACAGAUAUUCUAGAACAGAAGUCUCCCUUGACAGAACUUAGGACAGCAAAAGUAGGUGCUCAUGCCUGGCAGGACAUCCACAUCCCAAGAAGCGCAGAUGAUUCCCAUAUUCCGAGAGCUCUGUGCACUUAUGAAACUGCUCUGCUCCCAUGUAACCUAGAAAUUCCUCAGGCCAAGGCACCAGUUCUCAAAUCCAUCCUGCUGCGUUAAUGUUAGGCAUAAGGAGAUACAGAGGGGCUGUUCAGUCGCCUGCGGGCCCCUCCUUCCAAGUUGGAGCAUCCUUGCAAUGCAGAAGAGUGAAAGGAGAUCAGAGUAAACAGGCCACUGGAGUAUUUUAAAAACUUGAAUAUUUUGUCUUGUACAGAGAUAGAGAACCUCUGCAUGCACCUGUUUUUUCUUGUACCCAAUCAUUUCUAGCAGAUGGCCUACUGUCAGGCUUAGUUUUUCGUUUUUCUUUUCUUUUCCUUUGGUCCUUCAAAGGCCUGAAGCUCUGGAUAGUGCUUGUUCUUUGGAAAUGACCAGACCACUCCCCCCACCACACCCCCUCUGACCUCACCCACAAGUGGGUAACGAAGCUGCUCGGGUGCGACUCCUCCACAACACCACGAAGGCCCGCGUGGGAAGUGUGAGAGUGGAUGAGGAAGGCAGUGGGAGUACAGAUGUUCUUACCAUGUUUUCUUCCUCUGCCACGUUGAAGGCCAAAAGAUGAGAAAUGGUUGCCUACCGCAAAUCCUAUUUUUAAUAGAAAAAUGAAGUGUGUAUUUUUCUUACUAAUUUUUUUUUAAUUUAUUCCCUGCUACAGAAGUGAUCUCCUGAGAUCUUAAGAUGUUUCGGAGGCUGUCUUGAGUGGGUGGGAAGGGGGCUGCGGCUGUUACUGCAGAGCGAGAGACAGCGCUUAGCUAAAGCCGCCUUCCUGGCCACCUCAGCGACAGGGCCGCGGGGAUCCUGAGGGGUGUUGUAUGAAAUAAAUUUGAUCUUUACUCUUCUGA
Molecule: messenger RNA, 3550 nt
Organism: Heterocephalus glaber (naked mole-rat)
Lineage: Eukaryota; Metazoa; Chordata; Mammalia; Rodentia; Bathyergidae
Gene: Pecam1
Product: platelet and endothelial cell adhesion molecule 1
Biological process (GO): immune response; cell surface receptor signaling pathway
Cellular component (GO): external side of plasma membrane
Molecular function (GO): transmembrane signaling receptor activity
Source: RefSeq, a predicted model, not a curated record